This is a messenger RNA of Siniperca chuatsi (mandarin fish), 3048 nucleotides long. RefSeq names its product cadherin 27 (gene cdh27). The transcript is spliced from 17 exons. NCBI's taxonomy places the organism in Eukaryota, Metazoa, Chordata, Actinopteri, Centrarchiformes, Sinipercidae. Gene Ontology annotation, molecular function: cadherin binding; calcium ion binding. The record is from RefSeq and is a predicted model, not a curated record. Gene Ontology annotation, biological process: adherens junction organization; cell-cell junction assembly; multicellular organism development. Gene Ontology annotation, cellular component: plasma membrane; adherens junction; catenin complex. The coding region runs from base 441 to 2903 and encodes 820 amino acids.
CAACCUGCAGGGCAGCCUCAUAAAAAGCCCUACUUGAGGAGUGAUGAGACCACAAAAUGUAUGUUGAAUCACAGGAAUCAAAUAUAUAAAAAGUAAAAAGAUAUCAUUUACUUUUAUCUUUUUGCAGGAGUGAUGAUUGUUUAGCAAAUACUGCACAUUGUGUCCCAGAAACAAUAAGGCGGUGUUUCUUAAUUCUUAAGAAAACCUCAUGAGCAAACAGGGACGUGUUGAAGGUUGAAUGAAGAUUGAAUGUCGGUUGAAUAAACACACACAAGCACACGCACACGCACACGCACGCACACACACACAUACUGUAACCUGUGUGUAUUAUGUUCAUGUGUGUGGGUGUGUAAAGCAGAGAGGGCAGGAUCUUGUCUUACUCUGCUCAAGAAAGCCAGUCAUCGAACACUCUGAGUUGGAUGUACUGAACAACAAAGAUCAUGCUCUACUUCUUCCUCCUGGUUUGUUAUUUGUCAAGUACAACAUGCUCAGAGCUGCUGAGCCGUCACAGAAGGUCUUGGAUCACUGACUCCUUCACAAUAGAGGAGGGGCAUCCAGGGCCGUUCCCCUAUGUGCUGGGCAAGAUAAAUAUCGAGGAAGACUAUCGAGUAUACUUUGAUUUAUUUGGGGAAGGAGUGGAUGAGGAGCCAAAGGGAGUCCUUUCCAUUCAUAAAGAAUCUGGCACAGUGUCUGUCCACAGGGCUGUGGAUUAUGAGGAGAAGACAAUGCUUAAGCUGAAACUCAUGGCCAGAAAGUCAGAUUCAUCAAGUGACACUAAAUUAGGAGUUGAGAUUUCCAUACUGGACAUCAACGACAACCCACCACGCUUUCAGAGAGAUCUGUAUGAAGUUAGCAUUGAUGAGGAAAACGCACAAGGCUCUCAUCUCCUGACGGUUGUGGCCUAUGACAGAGACCAGAGAGGGACACCAAACUCAACAUUCCACUACGAAAUCAAAUCUGUGUCUCCAAACCCUCCAGACACUGAAUUCUUCAUUGAUCACUCUGGAACAAUCUCAUUCAAAGGAUGUUUGGAUUAUGAGGUGGCUGAAACAUUUACAGUGUUGGUGGAGGCCAAGGACCAUGGUGAAGUAGUCAGUCUGUCCAGCUCAACCUCUGUUGUCAUUCAUGUCCAGGAUGGCAACAACCAUCUCCCUUCCAUCAGCGGACUAACAGGCUCUAGCAAAGUAAAAGAAGAUGAGACCGGGACCUCUCCUCUGCGGCUACAUGUGACAGACAAAGACACCCCACACAGCCCGGCAUGGAGAGUCCAAUACACUGUACAGGGUGACGAGGGAGAGCACUUUAAGAUAGAAACAGACCCAGACACCAAUGAUGGAAUCCUGACAGUAGUAAAACCUUUAGACUUUGAGGAGGGAGCACAGAGGCAGCUGUCCAUCUCAGUGGAAAAUGAGGCGCCAUAUUUCUCCUGUAAAGUGAAGGAGAGGACGUCCUCAGGCCUCUGGAACGUCGACACCCGUAAAGGUGAUGGUCCUGGUGCAGGUCAGCCUCACUCUGUAGAAGUCAUUAUUGAAGUUGAGGAUACUAAUGACCCCCCAGUGUUCAGUGAGAGGGUCAAAGAGGCCAUGCUGGAGGAGAACGCACCCAUUGGAACCUGGGUAGAGAAAGUGUCUGCUGUCGAUCCCGACUUCAGUCACGCAAGAGAUUUUGUGUACAAGGUGGGAAAUGAUCCUGCUGGCUGGGUGACGGUGGAUCCCCACACAGGAGACAUCACAACUGCCAAGACACCCGACAGAGAAUCUCCUCAUGUUGUUAACGGAGUCUACACCAUCUUACUUCAUGCAGUGGAUGCUGGUAAUCCACCUAUGACAGGCACAGCCACACUGAACAUCCACAUGAAUGACCAGAACGACAAUGUGCCAAAGCUGACAGUGGACAAUGUGGAUGUGUGUGUGUCUGACAGCCCCACCACCACCAACAUCACAGCCUUUGACUUAGAUGAAAAUCCCUUCGGAGGGCCUUUUACAUUUGAACUGCUGGGGGAUGUCAAAGGAAAAUGGAAACUGAAUCCCUCAUAUGGCUACACAGCUGGCCUGAUGAAGGAGCCCAGUGUGUAUCCUGGUCCGCACACAAUUGAUCUGAAGAUCUCUGACAUGCAGGGAGAGUUUGGCGUUUACAGCCUCAGUGUGACCGUGUGUGAUUGCUCUGUGACACCUAACUGCCGAGGCCGCCGAGUUGCUUCCACAAAAGCUGCCUUUGGCGCUAUAGGCAUAGUGUUUGCCUCGCUGUUUUUACUCCUGUUUCUGCUGCUGAUGGCAGUCGUCAUCUCCUGCAAAAAAGAGUCCGGCACUUUGCAGACCUGUGAUUCCUCUGGAGAAACCCUCCUCGCAUCAAACACUGAAAAACCAGGAACAGACUGCCAGGUACCCGGCAGUGUCCUGGCAGUGUCUACUGAUAAGAAGCACCAUGAUCCAUCUGAUUGGCAAAGUCUGCCUGAUGGAAUGCAAUACAGAAAGGUUUCAACAAAGGAUAUGGAGCAAAACUUCAUCUACAAACACUUUAGAGAUUACACAAAGGAGAACCUUUCUGACCUGCUCAGUGAGAACUGCAACCAGAUGACCUGGGAUUCUCCAAUAGCCAAUGGCUACCACCAUAACCACCAGAUUGAGGACAGGAGUACAAUGAAUUUCCUCUACAAAAGGAACUCAAGCCAUGCAGCUCUCCUAACCCUGCUUCAUCGGAGGCUCUCCUCUCUCCAGAAGACAGAGGAAGAUGUGGAUUAUCAGCCUCACCUCUACGCAGAUGAGGGGGACUUAGACAACCUCUCAGAGUUGGAGAACAUCUGCAUUUCUGACGAUGAUUCAUUCCAGAUAUCACUGAAUGACUUGGGCCCCAAGUUCAACCAACUGGCUUCCAUUUGCAAGCCACCACCGAUACAAAACUGAAAACCUGUUUUUCCUGAAAACAUUUGUUCUUGAGUUGGGAAACAAAUGUCUCUCUAGCCCCCCCCCCCAACUGUAUUGGCUGUGAUUUUAAGGUUGAUGGAUUCUAAAAAGUUUGAUAUUAAAAAAUAAAAUCUUUGUAUUCUAA